UGCCCAUGUAUAUACAGAGAAUGACCCGUACAAUGAAGCUUAUAGCAAAGGGUAUAUCAUUAGCCACCGCAUUAGCGGGCACGAUGCCGGCUCAAGUGGUUGCCUCAAUUGAGAACCCGAAUCUCCUACCGACGCCGCCAAUGGGAUUUAACAAUUGGGCACGAUUCAUGUGCGAUCUCAAUGAGACCUUAUUUGUUGAAACAGCGGACGCGAUGGCCUCCAAUGGUUUAUUGGAAGCAGGAUAUAACCGGAUCAAUCUUGACGACUGCUGGAUGAACUACCAGCGCGCCGAGAAUGGAUCACUGGAAUGGAACAUCACAAAGUUCCCACGCGGGCUUCCCUGGCUUGGGGAAUACGUCAAAUCCAAGGGCUUUAACUUCGGUAUCUACGAGGAUUCCGGGAACCUGACUUGUGGCGGGUAUCCGGGAUCUUUGGGCUACGAAGAAAUCGAUGCAGAGACCUUCGCCGCCUGGGGUAUUGACUAUUUGAAAUUGGAUGGGUGCAACGUUUACCCAACAGAAGGCAGAACAUUACAGGAGGAAUAUGAAUACCUCUAUGGCCAUUGGCACGAGAUCCUCCGCAAGAUGGACAACCCCCUUAUAUUCUCCGAGUCAGCACCUGCGUACUUCUCCAUUACUGACAAUUACACUGACUGGUACACGGUCAUGGGCUGGGUUCCCGAAUAUGGCGAGCUGGCCCGGCACUCGGUUGAUGUUCUUGUGUAUAGUGGCGAAGGCAGUGCUUGGGACAGUAUCAUGACGAACUAUAGGUACAACACGCUUGUCGCACGGUACCAGCGCCCCGGAUAUUAUAACGACCCGGACUUCUUGAUUCCCGAUCACCCGGGGCUGUCGAUAGACGAACGGCGAUCUCAAUUCGCCCUAUGGGCUUCCUUUUCCGCGCCCUUAAUUAUCAGCGCGUAUGUCCCGGACUUGCCUUCAGAGGACAUUGACUUCCUGACAAAUCGAGCCUUGAUUGAGGUGGACCAGGAUCCAAAGGCUGAGCAGGCAACAUUAGCGAGUCGAGAUAGUAAUCUUGAUGUUUUGACGAGGAGCCUCGCAGACGGUUCCAGACUCUUGACAGUCCUGAACCACGGUAACCAACCGUCGCAAACGGAUAUCCCGCUAGAUGUUCUUGGUCUCUCCCCCGAUUGCACGUUCAAAGCCGAGGAUCUCUGGGAUGGAUCUACCCACACGAUCAAGGGUCACAUCCGCGUUAAGCUCAAUACGCACGCGACCGGUGUAUAUAAGAUACCUCUCAGCCAUGAAUGCUCUACAGUCAUACCAACCGGUAUCAUUUUCAACACGGCCUCUGGGAAGUGUCUAACGGGAAGUAAAUCAAUCGCCCAAUUUGAAACUUGCAACGGUAAGAGAUCCCAGAUCUGGCAGGUGGAAUCGUCAGGAGUCCUGCGACCAUUAUCCGAGCAAACAAAGUGCCUGACUGGGAGCGGUAAAGCCGUGUCGCUUGAAGCAUGCAAGGAGAGAAGUUCCCAGAAGUGGUCUUACGCAACCACAGGCAACUUGAAGAAUGGCGAGAGUGGUACUUGCUUGACUGAAGGUGAAGGCCUUGGUGUUUGUGGCUUUGAAGUAAAUAACCAGGUCUUUGGACUGCCGAGCGGUGUCAAUCUAUCAUGAGAAUUCGCCAAUCUUAUAUACAGUGCGGUAGAAAGGAGACCUCUCGAUAAUCCCGUCUAUUUCAAUAGAUAUGGCUAUACAUACAGGUAUAGUGUUAGCAUAGGUGUUGUUCAUGUUUCACGGAUAUGAUACGU
Molecule: messenger RNA, 1768 nt
Organism: Aspergillus alliaceus
Lineage: Eukaryota; Fungi; Ascomycota; Eurotiomycetes; Eurotiales; Aspergillaceae
Gene: aglA
Product: putative alpha-galactosidase
Exons: 1
Coding region: 6-1634 (542 amino acids)
Biological process (GO): carbohydrate metabolic process
Molecular function (GO): hydrolase activity, hydrolyzing O-glycosyl compounds
Source: RefSeq, a predicted model, not a curated record